GGGAGGAGUAAGUAAAAUUGUGAAGAUGGUAGUGGAGUCAUCAUCAUAUCCGAUCAUACCUGGUUUGACCGACGAUGCAGCAGAGCUCUGUCUCUCGAAAAUCCCCCGGUCUAGCUUUCAGAUCACUUCUCAGGUGUGCCGGCGAUGGAGGUCAUUCCUCAAGAGCAAGCAUUUUGCAGCCUUUCGAAAGUUGACCGGUAUGGUGGAGGAAUUCCUUUGUGUUCUGAUGGAAAGUGAGUGUGGAAGAGAUGUGUACUGGGAAGUUUUUGAUGCCUCAGGGAACAAGUUAGGCCAGAUCCCUCCUGUCCCUGGGCCCUUGAAGCGAGGUUUCGGCGUUGCAGUGCUUGAUGGCGGGAAGAUUGUGUUGAUUGGAGGAUAUACGGAGGUUGACGGCUCUGGGAUCAAUAGCACCACAGUCUCUGCUUCUGCCGAUGUUUACGAGUUCGAUCCUGCUGCUAACAGCUGGAAAAAACUAGCGGACAUGAACAUACCACGUUACAACUUUGCAUUUGCUGAAGUGAAUGGCCUUUUGUAUGUCAUCCGAGGCUAUUCAACAGAUGCUUAUAGCCUUUCCAACGCGGAAGUGUACAACCCAAAAACUAAUCAAUGGAGCCUUAUGGAUUGUCCAAACCGCCCGGUCUGGCGUGGCUUUGCAUUCUCCUUCCGUUCCAAACUCUACGCUGUAGGCAAUGGAUCGAGGUUCAUCGACAUAUAUGACCCCAAAACGCAGACAUGGCAAAAGCUAAACUCGGAGCAACCAGUGUCGGUUUAUUCCUACACUGUUGUAAGGAACAAAGUGUAUUUCAUGGACAGGAACAUGCCGGGAUGUCUGGGAGUAUUUGAUCCAGAGGAGAAUUCAUGGAGCUCGGUGUUUGUGCCUCCGAGGGAGGGAGGUUUCUGGGUGAGACUAGGAGUAUGGAAUGAUAAGCUUUUGCUGUUUUCACGGGUUUGUGGACAUGAGACCUUAAUGUAUGACCUUAAUGAUAAAGAAAAAGGGUCCAAGUGGAGAGUGUGUGAUCAGAUUAAACCAUCUGCUUCUCAAUUGACCAGCGUUCUCAUAGAACUCUGAUCUCCUCUUUUAACAUCAUUCUUCUGGACGUUUUGGAGCUGUGAGUUUGUGUGUUUGGCCAAAAUGUCCCCAAUUUCUCAACUUUGUGAAUGAUUCCUGUAUUUGAUGUGUGUUGCUAAUCUUGUGUAAAUAAGAGUGAUGAAAAGCGUCAAAGACCAAGUAUAUCUAUACAGAAGGAUAUAUGAUUCCAAGUGUUAAGAGGUA
Capsella rubella is the source of this 1273-nucleotide messenger RNA. RefSeq names its product putative F-box/kelch-repeat protein At1g27420. The coding region runs from base 26 to 1069 and encodes 347 amino acids. Lineage: Eukaryota; Viridiplantae; Streptophyta; Magnoliopsida; Brassicales; Brassicaceae. The record is from RefSeq and is a predicted model, not a curated record. The transcript is spliced from 3 exons. Gene Ontology annotation, molecular function: protein binding.